Schistocerca nitens (vagrant locust) is the source of this 2691-nucleotide messenger RNA. Its product is annotated as ice-structuring glycoprotein-like. Lineage: Eukaryota; Metazoa; Arthropoda; Insecta; Orthoptera; Acrididae. The record is from RefSeq and is a predicted model, not a curated record. Bases 1 to 2691 code for a protein of 896 amino acids. The transcript has 3 exons.
AUGCUGCUGCGUCUGCCACCUGGUCUCUACCUCCCCGGGCUCGUUGCUGCUGCUGCUGCUGCUACUGCAUCGGAAUCCUGGUCGCCGCAUCCCAGUCGUCGGUGCUUCUGCUGCUGCUGCCUCUGCCACCUGGUCUCCGCCUCCCACGGCUCACUGCUUUUGCUGCCUCAGCCUCCUGGUUGCCGCAUCCCACUCGUCGGUGCUUCUGCUGCUGCUGCCUCAGCUGCUAGGUCUCCGGGCUCGCUUCUGCUGCUGCUGCUGCCUCUUCCACCUGAUCUCCGCGUCCCAGGGCUCGCUGCUGCUGCUGCCUCGGCCUCCCGGUCACCGCAUCCCAGUCGUCGGUGCUUCUGCUGCUGCUGCCUCAACCACCUGAUUUCUGCCUCCCAGGGCGCGCUGCUGCUGUUGCUGCUGCCUCGGCCUUCCGUUCGCUGCAUCCCAGUCGUCGGUGCUUCUGCUGCUGCUGCCUCAGCCGCCAGGUCUCCGGUUCCCAGUGCUCGCUGCUGCCGCUGCCUCGGCCUCCUGGGCACCGUGUCCCAGUCAUCGGUGCUUCUGCUGCUGCUGCCUCAGGCACCUGGUCUCCGCCUCCCGGGGCUCGCUGCUGCUGCUGCCUCCGCCGCCUGGUCGCCGCCACCAGGUGCUCGCUGCUGUUGCUGCUGCCUCCGUCGCCUGGUCCCCGCUUCCCAGUGCUCGCUGCUGCUGCUGCUGCUGCCUCAGCCUCACGCUCGCUGCAUCCCAGUCUCGUCAGUUUUUCUGCUGCUGCUGCCUCUGCCGCUGGGUCGCCGCAUAGAUGUGCUCGCUGCUGCUGCUGUUGCUGCAGCUGCCUCCGCCUCCUCGUCGCCACCCCCAGUGGUAGGUGCUGCUGCUGCUACUGCCUUUGCCGCCUGGUCGCCGCCACCCAGUGGUCACUGCUGCUGCUGCUGCUGCUGCUGCUGCCUGCACCGCGUGGUCACCGCCUCCUGGUGCUCGCUGUUGCUGCUGCUACAUCCACCCACUGGUCGCCGCCUCCCAGUGGUUGGUGCUCCUGCUACUGCUUUCUCUGCUGCCUGGUCGGCGCCUCCCAGUGCUCGCUGCGGCUGCUGCUACUGUCUCCGUGUCCUGGUCGCCGCCUUCCAGAGGUCAGUACUCUUGCUGCUGCUGCCUUCGCCUCCCGGUCGUUUUCUCCCAGUCGUCAGUGCUUCUGCUGCAACCGCCGCCUGUUCGCCGCCUCCCAGUGCUCCCUGCUCCUCCUGCUGCUGCUGCUCCGGUCUCCCGGUCGGUGCUACUGCAGCUGCUGCCUCCGCUGCCUGGUCGACCUCUCCCAGUGCUCGCUGUUACUGCUGUUACUGCCUUCGCGGCCUGGUCGCCGCCUCCCGGAGGUCAGUAGUGCUGCUGCUGCUGCCUCCGCCGCCCAGUCGCCGCUUCCCAGUGCUCGCUGCUACUGCUGCUGCUGCCUAUACCUCGUGGACGCCGCCUCCCAGUGGUCGGUGCUGCUGCUGCUCCUGCCUUUUUCCCCUGGUCGCAGCCUCCAAGUGCUCACUGCUGCUGCUGCCGCAUUCUCCGCCCCCUGGUUGCCUCCUCCCAGUGCUCGCUGAUGCUGCUGCUGCCUCGGCCUCCUGGCCGCUGCAUCCCAGUCGUCGGUGCUACUGCUGCUGCUGCCUUGGCCUCCCAGUCGCCGCAUCCCAGUCGUCGGUGCUUCUGCUGCUGCUGCCUCAGCUGCCAGGUCUCCAGUUCCCAGUGCGCAUUGCUGCUACUGCCUCGGCAUUCCGGUCACCACAUCCCUGUCGUCGGUGCUUCUGCUGCUGCUGUCUCAAGCACCUGGUCUCCGCCUCCCAGGGCUCACUGCUGCUGCUGCUGCUGCCUCGGCGUCUUGGUCACCGCAUCCCAGUCGUCGGUGCUUCUGCUGCUGCUGCCUCUGCCACCUGGUCAUUGCGUCCCAGGGCUCGCUGCUGCUGCUGCCGCGGCAUCCCGGUCACCGCUUCUCAGUUGUCGGUGCUUCUGCUGCUGCUGCCACUGCCACCUGGCGUCCGCGGCCAAGAGCUCGCUGCUGCUGCUGCCUCGAACUGCCGGGCACCACAUCCCAGUCGUCGGUUCAUCUGCUGCAGCUGCAUCAGCCGCCAGGUAUCCAGUUCCCACUGCUCGCUGCUGCUAUUGCCUCGGCCUCCUGGUCACCACAUCCCAGUCGCCAGUGCAUCUGCUGCUGCUGCUUCAGCCGCCAAGUCUCCAGUUCCCACUGCUCGCUGCUGGUGCUGUCUCGGCUUCCCGGUCACUGCAUCCCAGUCGUUGGUGCUUCUGCUGCUGCUGCCUCAGCCGCCAGGUCUCCGGUUCCCAGGGCUAGCUGCUGCCUUGGCCUCCUGGGCACCGUAUCCCAGUCAUCGGUGCUUCUGCUGCUGCUGCCUCAGGCACCUUGUCUCCGCCUCCCGGGGCUCGCUGCUGCUGCUGCUGUUGCCUCGGCAUCUUGGUCGCCGCAUCCCAGUCGUCGAUGCUUCUUCUGCUGCUGCCUCUGCCAUCUGGUCUCCGCGUCCCAGGGCUCGCUGCUGCUGCUGCCUCGGCAUCCCGGUCACCGCUUCUCAGUCGUCGGUGCUUUUGCUGCUGCUGCCACUGCCACCUGGCCUCCGCGGCCAAGGGCUCGCUGCUGCUGCUGCCUCGGACUCCCGGGCACCACAUCCCAGUCGCUGGUGCAUCUGCUGUAGCUGCAUCAGCCGCCUGGUAUAG